Messenger RNA from Symbiodinium sp. CCMP2456, 582 nucleotides. The record is from the annotation of a GenBank genome assembly. NCBI's taxonomy places the organism in Eukaryota, Dinophyceae, Suessiales, Symbiodiniaceae.
GAUCCCAGCCAAGCUGGCAGCCGCUCCCACAGCCUCAACACGCCGGCGUGGCUAACACAUCAUGGGAAGCUGGAGGCACCUCUCGUCCAUCAGCCGCCUUCUUCACACCAAGUGGAAUUCCUGGAACCUCAGAAGGCGCAGGAGCGGAGCACGGAGGCUGCCGAGGCCCUUCUUGAUGCUGCGAUGUCCAGGCUUGAGGCGAAAUUGGACCUGCUGCUAGCUGAAAGUCGAGCCCGACCUAGAGAUGCUCUGCAUCCAGGAGUUGGAAGUGAAGAAAUGGGCAUUUUUGCAAGGGAGCGAAAACAGCGGAAGAAAGGUGGCAAGAAGAUGCUACAUCCCGAGGCAUUCCGAAGCAUGUACAUGAAUCACGGCCGCCGAAUCUCGGUACUGGACAUGCGAGCCGCCGGCGAUCCAGAUGGACACGCUCCCCGCCGGAGAAGUCUCCGCCAAACCGGAGACGAGGCUGGCCUUACGUCUUUUGCAAGGCAGAUGAGCCCUUUCCACACAGAAGACGCUAAUUUCAAGCCUUUCAGGCCAGUUUCACCCAAGGGCCAAUCCGGCCAAUCGCCGAUGGACAUUUAA